AGCCUCUGUCACCUAAUGAGUGUUGCUGGAGUUAUACCCAUCCAAGCAAGCGGGGAGUAUUCUACCACACUCCUGACUUGUCUUGCAGAUGGUAGAGAGGCUUUGGGGAGUCAGGAGCAAAAUGGCAAGCCCAAGACAGAACACUAUAAGAAGACUUUUUCGGAAUCUUUUGAGCAACCUCCAAUGUAUGUUCCUGUCCUCACUUACAUGGGCUAUGGAAUUGUAACCUUGUUUGGCUAUUUAAGAGACCUUCUGCGCUCCUGUGGUCUUGAGAAAUGUCAUGCAGCUCAGGAGAGGAAAGAACAAAAGGAUUUUGUGCCACUUUACCAAGACUUUGAACAUUUCUACAAACGAAAUCUGUACAUGAGGGUUCGUGACAACUGGAACCGCCCAAUCUGCAGUGUGCCCGGACCUACUUUCGACUUAGUGGAGCGGGUCUCUGAUGACUACAAUUGGACUUUCAGGUACACAGGACGAAUAAUUAAGGAUGUGAUUAACAUGGGCUCCUACAACUACCUCGGUUUUGCUGAAAACAAAGGAGAGUCCUUGAGCUCUGUGGCAGAAGUGACAAUGACGUAUGGUGCAGGAGUGUGCAGCACAAGACAGGAAAUGGGCAACCUUGACAAACACAUUCAGCUUGAGCGUUUAGUCGCCCAGUUUUUGGGUGUAGAGGCAGCAAUGACGUUCGGGAUGGGCUUUGCAACCAAUUCAAUGAACAUCCCAGCUCUAGUUGGGAAGGGCUGCCUCAUUCUGAGCGAUGAGUUGAACCACACAUCUCUUAUCCUGGGUGCUCGUUUGUCGGGAGCUAUCAUCCGAGUAUUUAAACACAACAAUCUGCAAAGCCUCGAGAAGCUUCUGCGGGACGCUGUGGUCAAUGGGCAGCCUCGAACCCACAGACCUUGGAAGAAAAUCCUCAUUGUGGUGGAGGGAAUUUACAGCAUGGAAGGCUCCAUGGUCCGCCUGGCAGAGAUCGUAGCUUUGAAGAAGAAGUAUAAAGCCUAUCUGUACCUGGAUGAAGCACACAGUAUAGGAGCAGUGGGGGCAACAGGCCGAGGGGUGGUCGAAUACUUUGAAGUUGACCCCACAGACAUUGAUGUGUUGAUGGGCACCUUUACCAAAAGCUUUGGGGCAACUGGAGGGUAUAUUGCCGGCAAGAAGGAGCUUGUGGAUUAUUUACGAGCAUAUUCUCACAGUGCUGUCUACGCUACCUCAAUGCCUCCCCCAAUUGUGGAACAGAUUAUCAGAUCACUAAAGUGUAUCAUGGGACUUGAUGGAACAACAAUAGGUAUUGAGCGAGUGCAUCAGCUGAGAGAGAAUGCCCGCUACUUCCGACGGCGCUUGCGUGAGAUGGGCUUCAUCACUUAUGGGAAUGAUGAUUCUCCCGUGGUACCAUUGCUGUUGUACAUGCCUGGCAAAGUAGGUGCAUUUGCCAGGAGAAUGCUGAAGAAGAAUAUUGGGGUAGUAGUAGUGGGAUUUCCAGCCACUCCCAUUGUGGAAUCUCGGGCUCGCUUCUGCCUGUCUGCAGCCCAUACACGCCAGAUGCUGGACACGGUGCUGAAUGUCCUGGAUGAAAUGGGUGACUACCUACGAUUCAAGUACUCCAGGCGGUCUCCCUCUGUUCGUCCUGAGCUCUACAAUGAGUCAGACUUUGAAUUGGAAGACUGAACUACCUCUGCAAUGUGGAGCAUAUGCAUUGUACCACAUGCGCCUCUCCGCCGCUCCCCAGUCACAGAAACAGCAUGCAUGUGCAUGCACCUCUUCGUCUUUAAUGUACGUGAAUCGGGGGGUGGGCAGGGGAAUAAGGGGAGCAGGAGGAGGCUGCAGCAAGACAAUGAACCUAUCCAAGCAUGCAGAGAGAGAGAGGCUUCGAGCAAUCUAGGGCAGAGUUAUUCGCCAGUAACAUACCACUGAUGGCCUUGGACAGAUGCUCCUCUAUAACGUGCCCAGCACUGUGACAGAAGCAAGAAGCUGAGAGACCAGUGAGAGAGAAAAAAAAUCAAAGAGCUUGGUUCACAAGUCCUGCAGCUGUCCUUUCUACAGAUGUUUGUUCACUUGUGCAGUUUGUCAAUUUUGGAGUAUUUUUAAAAGAAAGGAAAAAAAUUAUUUAAAAAACAUUGUUGCUGUUACUCCAGGCGAGAAUUUAAAUUUUAAAAAAAAUCUUUCUAUGCAACUAUUGUAAUAAAUAUUCAUUCAGGAAUUAGCCAAAAGUUAAACUCAGGCAUUUUUGGGUGGGUCUUUGUUAGAAUUUAAUUCACCUGCAAUUGGAUUUUCAAGCCGAUAUUAUUCAUAACUCUGGAUGUUUUGAUGGGGAACUGACACCAAAGAUUUGUCUAAUCAUAUGGAGUUUUGUUGAAAGGUUAUGGAAAAUAAUAUACCUGUAAAUACAGAAAUUAUAAUUUUUGUAAACCUUUAUCUAAAGUCCUGUUGAGAUUAAUUUAAAAUAUUAUUCUGGGGGAAUGCAAGGCAUAUACUGAAUGCUCAAAAAGAGUGGUUUGGUUUGUUUUUAAAAUGUGAAAUUCUUCCUGCGCGAGUGUAAUAUUUGGGGGAUAAAAGCUUUUUUAAGGGGAGCAAAAUAUGGUUAAUUGCUUCAGAUUUCUAUCCAUGUUUGAUAUUUAUAAAGUUAAUUUGAGUUAUCUUCUUUGCCUCGUUUUAAAAUAAUCUGGGCUUUACAUGCUGCUUGCCCACCCUGUCCUGUUUUCCUUCAGCUCAUGGGAGAGAGGGAAGAGUGUCUCAGUUGUAAGGCAUAAGUCAUGGGCUCCAAUGCUGCUCCUGCCCAGGGCCCCUGAUCCAGGCAUAGAUCUCCCCUUGCCUUCCUGGACCCUGGAGUUCCUUAGCCCAAGCCACAGUUGCCUGCUUGACCACCAUUGUGCUGUGAUUCUCCUUGGGGUGAUGAUCGCAAGGCCUUUCUCCCACCUGGAGCUUCCAGUCCAGCGUUGAUUUCAACCCCCCCCCCCCCCCCCCCCCCCCCCCGAGUGAAUGUCUGUGACAAACAGACUGCUCAACCCUACUAUUGCCCCACAUCACUCAAAGUCCAUGCUUCUCAAUCUGAUUUAGCAUAUAGAUAGUCACCAGCUAGGUCCCUUCACAUCCUGGAGUUGCCAAUUCAUCCAGCAGUGAAGCAGCUCCAUGAUGAAGGGCAGAUUCUGUCUUUUAACAAAAACACACAGUCCAUUAUCACUGCAGUUUUUCGCAGGUUAUUCUUUAAGAAUAUAGACCUUUGCUUAAACACUUAAAAAGAAAGGUUAAGCGACAUUGUUUUGAUUCAUACAUCCAGCAUGUAGCUCAAACUAUAACAUGCACACUUCUGCGAUUGUUACUUCUUUGUCCCUUUAGAAGAAAUGGAACAAUUUGCAGAAUUCAAUGUCUUCCAGAUUAUUAAACAGAUGAUAUAAUAAAAGCUCAGUUAUUCUAAACCAGUGGCUCUCAUUAAUGCUUAAAUUCCAUAACUUUAACAGGAUAUGUUAUCACAAUGGAUUCAAAUUUUAAUUGUCUUUUAUCCCUAGUAUCACUAUUGCUGUAAUUUCACAGAAUGUUGUUGACUGCAACUCUGACUUCGGAACGGCAUCCCUUUAGGAAGUCAGCUUGAAAACAGAGUAGGCCGUUACUGAAAUUGUAGAUUCACAAAUUAUUUCCAUUCCUUUUAAGUCCUUUGAGGAAUCAGUUUUAACACCCCUCAGCUUGCUGGCAAAUGGCUUCAUUAGCAGCACUGAGCAGAACAGUCUGGCAUAUGGUACAGAGAAUGUAUUGGUUCCUCCUGCACUGUACUGCAGUUUUGUUUGCGCUGAACUCCAGUGUCACCAGUGGGAUACAACUCAAUCUGUCACUGUACUUUCUUGACUAAAUGGAAUAACAUGUUCUCUGGUUUGGAGGCUGAAAUGGUGCCAAUUUUUACUGAUCUGUACUUGCAGAUGGAAGCUAUGUCAAAUGAUUGGUUUUGAAGAACUUCUCCAUCACAGACCAGUGAGUACAGCUGUCCUGAAGCUCUUUCUAAGUUGUAACUCUAGUCUCCCUGCAACAUCAGCUGCAGUUCAGUUUGGUAGCACCACCAUCUUGGGAUCAGGAGGCGACAGGUUCAAAUCCCACUCCAGAGAUGAGCAUGAAAAUCUCAGCUACGCCCCCAGUGCAGCAUUAUCCAAUUCCCGUUGUUUUGAAGAAGCAGAUGGAACCUAUCCACAGAUGCCCUGGCCAAAAUUGAUCCCUCAAUCAAUAUUGCAGAAAGUUAUUUGUUUUCAUUUUGCCGAAGCUUGCUGUUUACAAAUUGGCUGCCACUUUUUGUGUGCUACACUUCGAACGUGCAUCACUGCCUGUAGAGUGCUUUGGGAUGACUUGAGGUCAGAACAGGCGCUUCAGAAAUGCACUUCCAUCUUACUGUCAGACCCGGUGGGACAGCAGCCAGCAUAGUGUGGCUGUGGCUACUUGCAGACUGUUUGUGUGAAUCAAUUGGCUGCCUCAUGAGGCUCUUAAACAAUGUCAUAACAUGAAAGUACCUGGCACACAGACAUGUGAAUGAUCUCUUUGAGGAGGCGUGCGCACUUGUCAGGCUUAAUACCAAGCUCAUUGGCAGGGGCAGGUGUAAAAUAAAUUCUCCUUGGCCACCAAUCUAAAAUGUCUUGGCACUCCCUAGCCAAGGCAAGCUCAAGUCUGGUAAAGGGUUGAGCAGCCACAGUCAGAAAGAGACAGUAUUUCGAAGAAAAAUGCCUGAAGCCUUAUUUAGGACACUUCCAAGACCUACAGUUGCUUCCUGCCAAUAUAAAAACAAUCUGAUCCUUAAUUUAGUUCACAAUCAAUUAAUUCACAAUCUGGAGACUGUGAAAGAACAAGUGUUUAGAUGGGUUUUUUUAAUCCCUCAGUAUUUUGAGGCUGUUGCAAUGUUGCAGGCAAGCACUUUGCCUUGUAGCUGAUAGUCUGAAUUUAGCGUGUCCCAGGAGGAAAUGUGCUCCUUUUCCGGCCCCCAACAUCCUUGUUAGUCAUCUUGACAGGCCACAAAUUUCUAACAUGCAUUUAAUUCAAUGCAUGCUUGCGUGCACGGUGGGGUGUCUGUGGUGACACCUUUUCACAGCCGCCUUACCAUCCGUGUACACAUCUUUUCGCACUGAAUUUGCUAAAGUAAUCUAAAGUCUUUCAGUUUCAACAUUUGUGCCAUUUUUAGGAUAACGCCCAUCGAGCAUAAAAUAAAAAGUUGCAGUUUUACCUGUGGGAGUUGGUUGUAACCUGUAAAACUGCCUCCAUUAAUUUGUCUCUGACUUAUUGCGUUGGAUUGAAGUUUAACAGCCUCCUAUUCUGGAGGAACAAGGUCAGAAUUCCUAAUAAGUAUUUGGGUUUGAUGAUGAUUACCACAUUUUUCUAGCUGUUGAAAGCUGUAAAAGCAGGCAAUAGUGGGCCUGAAGAAGGAUGGAUUCACAGAUUUACUGGGGUUAUUGUCCUCGGUGGAAAACCGUUUGCCAAAUCUAUCCUCAUCAUGGUUACCUAACGAUGAAACAAUGUAAAUCCAGUUUCUUAAAAAUGUGCAAUUUCCUCCCUUGAGCCUGAGCAGAUUGACAAUUCAAACUAAGAGAGGGACUUUGUGAAAAAGCAUUUAUUUUUUAGAAAGCCAGGCAAAUGUUGAGGUUACUUCAAUUGCAGUUUUUAAAUGGAUUGCACCCAUCAUCUAUCUGGACUUACACAUAUGCUCACUGGUUCGAAAGUCUGUUCCCAGAAUUGGGAAUUGUCUUGUUAUCCUUCUGGUCAAUGUAGCUAUCGGUGGUUGUAAUCAUUCUCGGGAUGUUGUGUUUCUAUACUUUUAAUCAUAUCUAAUUUUACUGCAUUUACUAAGAGUCAAUGUAUCUGUCCAACUCUGGUAGUUAGAUGGAUGAGGCACAUAUUGAGUUAAUUUUGUUCUGCAACACUUUCAUCCAGGUUAGGGGAAGCAGGCAAAGGAAAUCAGAUGUUCCUUGGGCUCACUUAGGAAUGAUUCUGCUAAUACAGCAAUAAACCCCUGUUGAAAAUGCACAACACUUAAAUUUACAUGUAAUUUUAACCCACAAUCUCUGACCAGGUUUGAAUUAAUCCUGUCAUCAAUAGCACAGUCACCAUGAAUAAGCAAACAUUUUUUUGUUUUAAUAUUCAUUAGACAUUUAAGAUAAACUGAAUGUCUACCCUUAGCCUGAAUUUUUCCAUGCCGUUCUGAAGGGGUUACAAUGUCAUUAAGACUGUGGUGAAAAAAAUUAAUUUUAAUCUUGUUACGUUUGUUAAAAGAUGUUUAAUAGAAUUAUUUUGUGAACCCAUUCUAAGGGCUUGAUAAAUUCUAGAAUCAGUGAUAGGCCAUAUCAGCCUAUCAAGUCUGUUUCACCGUUCAGAUUUGAUAAUCCUCAACUCCACUUGCUGCUUUUACCCCUUUAACCCUUGAUUCUCUUCUGUCUUUCUCAGCUAUGAAUUAUAUUUAAUGACCCAGUCUCUAUAAGCCUUUUGUAGUAAAGGAUUCCAGAGCUCACUACUUUCAGAGAAGAAAAUUCCUCAUCUCUUACUCUGAGGAUUUACCUUCUGGUUCUAGACUCUCCUACAAGGGAACUCUGUAUCUAACCUGCCAAGCCCUCCAACAACCUUACAUGUUUCAAAAGGAUUCAUUCUUCUAAACUCCAGUGAUUAUACGUUAAGUCAGUCCAUGCAAAUCUCAUUGUUUACUACUUAAAGUUGCAGUUGUGGAGGGAGAAUGAAUCCUAGAUAGUUCUGUCAAGACAUUCAAUUGAUUCAGGUACCCAAAGCAAAAAUGAAUAUGGUAGAAAAAUUAUUUAACUUGCAAUUUCAUUAUUAAAUAUGGCAGUUUAUGAACUAUAAGGAAGCAAGUUGCAAGCGUGUGUCUUUAAGCUCUAACUACAUGCACUGAGCCACGGGAAAUAACAUGGCCAGCAUGUACAAUCUCAAAAGAAGGCCCAUGCCUCUCUCCAGAUAAUUGACCACUGGUUAUGGCAGGGUCUGAGAGUGGAGUUGUGUACACAAAGUGAUUGGCAAGGAUAAAUUUGCAAGUUUAAUCUAUGUGCGAUCUCCAUUUGCUUUAAAGUAUUGAGUGUGAAAGGUUUGCAUAUAUUUGUAUACUGAUUCUUUUUUAAUACGUAAUGGACCAGAAAUAAAUUACAACUCCUUUUGUCACAUCAUUUUGUUUUGUAUGUCUGAUGAAGAUGCAUGACUGGCCUGAGCAAAUAAAGCCUUUUGCGUUCCCUUAA
Chiloscyllium plagiosum (whitespotted bambooshark) is the source of this 7199-nucleotide messenger RNA. Lineage: Eukaryota; Metazoa; Chordata; Chondrichthyes; Orectolobiformes; Hemiscylliidae. The record is from RefSeq and is a predicted model, not a curated record.